Frankliniella occidentalis (western flower thrips) is the source of this 1365-nucleotide messenger RNA. RefSeq lists its product as uncharacterized. Gene Ontology annotation, cellular component: Set1C/COMPASS complex. Bases 1 to 1365 code for a protein of 454 amino acids. The transcript is spliced from 10 exons. The record is from RefSeq and is a predicted model, not a curated record. Gene Ontology annotation, biological process: positive regulation of DNA-templated transcription. Lineage: Eukaryota; Metazoa; Arthropoda; Insecta; Thysanoptera; Thripidae.
AUGACGGAAUUAUUUUGUGUCUGUAUGCGUCCUGAUGAUGGAAAAUUUAUGAUAGGUUGUGAUUUUUGCCCACAAUGGUUCCAUGGUGUAUGUGUGGGCCAGUUCAGGAACAAGAAAAAUCACUUAUGGAAGUGUGCCAUUUGCUCCUCAAAAUGGACAGGGGAGUGGAUUAAGGGAGAAAAAGUGUCAGGAGGAACUUCUUCCUCUUCAUCUGGUAAAGCUUCUCGCUCUUUUAGAGAUCUUUCAAAUAAUGUCAACAAAAAGUCCGAUCAUACAGUAUCUAUUUCAAUCUCGAGCUCAACUCCACAAACAUCUACCAUAAACAACUCUAGCAGAAAUGAGGAACUGCUUGAUCAGGUUGUAAAUGGUGCAAUUCAAAGGACAGAUGUUGAGUUUAAAGUCAAAUCAGGACCAUGUCCUGCAGAUCUUGUGGAUAGUGUAGAGGUAGAAACUGAAAAUUACGAUUCAAAUAAUGAUGAAGAUAAAGGCAAAGCACUUAACUCCUCAAGUUCCCUUCAGAAACUUGUUAAAAGCACAGAGAGAAUAUCUGGGGAGUGCAGUGCGGAACGAGCCUGUUCUUCUGGACCCAAAAAUAGCAUCAAAAGUGGCACCACCAAUGCUCAAAAAGACACAAUGAGGCUGAAACAUGAACAGGCUGGUAUAUUUUCCUCUAAUAUUUCGUUGUCUGGUGCCGUCAGAGAGGGUCCAACUGGUUUAGAAGUUCACUGUUCCAUGAGCAAUGUUUCUCCUGACAGUAGCAAGUACUGUAUUAAUCAGUCCCCAUCACCACGAGUUCAGCCAUCACUUGCUCACUCACCUCAACUAUUGGGGGGGGUCACUUCUACUGGGUCUGCUAGGGCUAGUAAAAGUACGCCAAAAAAAAGUUCAGCUUACACAUGUUUUCCGAGCAACAAGUUGGCUCCAGCUGGGUCUGCUGAUAGUCAAUGUAAGAAGCCACUUGAAAAUGUACCUGUAGGACAUGGAUUUGUAUCCUCCCCUUUAAAAAUGGGUUCUGAUACUGAAACUAAUUUAUUGGAAACUAAUAAGUCUGCAUCAGCAGGGACCACUUAUGCUUCAAAAGACACAGUGAGGCUGAAACAUGAACAGCCUGGAAGCCUGUUAUCAACAUAUGAAAGACAAAUGUUAAGUGCUGUUGCUAAGUUUCUAAAAAAUGUUUUCAUUGAAACCAAAUCUUGGUCUAUCAAACGUCAUUUUGAUAUUCAGAAGGAUACCGUAAGCUGUGGUGUUCACAUCUGCUGGUUUGCACUUCUUUUAACAAGAAAGUAUAAUUUAGCCCCUCUAGAAAAUCCAUCAGACUUUAGACAACACAUUUAUGACUCUAUUCUCCUUCAAAAGGAUUUGUAA